Molecule: messenger RNA, 3957 nt
Organism: Poeciliopsis prolifica (blackstripe livebearer)
Lineage: Eukaryota; Metazoa; Chordata; Actinopteri; Cyprinodontiformes; Poeciliidae
Exons: 3
Coding region: 202-3957 (1251 amino acids)
Molecular function (GO): protein binding; GTP binding
Source: RefSeq, a predicted model, not a curated record
GUAGUGCUGCUGUUGCUCCACUGGAGGGAUUCUGUCUAUGCGGCUGGUCACACCAUUUCUGGGAAAUGAGCCUGUUUCCCUCCAGUUCUGCCUCUCAGUAAUGCAUAAACAUUAAGGGGAGUGUCUCCACCCCAGAGAAUAAAAGGCUGAAAAGGAAGCUUGUGACUCAAGACAACACAGGCACAUUUCUGCAAAAACAAGAUGGAGUCUGAGAAGAUGAUCAAGGUGGCGACGCUUGGCAGGCCAUUCAGCCUUGGGAUGCUGUACGACUGCCGCCAGGACGAAGUCAUACCUGGAUUGACACUCUGGGAUCGUGAUGACUUGGAAAAAGAUAAAAGAGAAACCACAAAACCAAACAGUGACUUUGAGAUAGUUGCUUCUGAAUCAAUUGAGGACAAAUCUUCAGCCCUGGAUGUUGAAGCAUCUUUGAAAGCAAGUUUUUUAGGCGGCCUAGUUAAAGUUGAAGGAUCAGCCAAAUACCUCAAUGACAAGAUGACGUCCAAAAAUCAAGCCAGAGUAACACUGAAGUACAAAGCUACCACAAAGUUCCAAGAAUUAUCAAUGAAUCAUCUUGGAAGAGGAAACAUGAAGCAUCCAUAUGUUUUUGAGAACAAAAUAGCAACACAUGUGGUCACAGGCAUUCUGUAUGGAGCUCAAGCAUUUUUUGUCUUUGACCGAGAAAAAUCUGAGACAGAAAAUCACCAAGACAUUCAUGGCAACUUGAAAGUUUUGAUUGACAAGAUUCCAACCCUAACUAUUGAAGGUGAAGGUUCCUUACACAUGGAAGAUAAGGACAAGGAAUUAAUGCAGAAGUUCUCCUGUAAGUUUUAUGGAGACUUCCUACUUGAGAAAACUCCAACAACCUUCCAGGAUGCAGUAGCAGUUUACCAAAGCCUGCCCAAGCUGCUGGGGGCCAGUGGAGAAAAUGCCGUACCAAUCAAGGUCUGGAUGCUGCCUCUGACCAACUUAGAUUCUUCUGCAGCUAAACUUGUCCGUGAAGUAAGUAUUAGGUUAGUUCAAGAAGUACAAAGUGUCCUGGAGGAGCUCAGUGACCUGGAAAUAAGGUGCAAUGAUGCAAUGAAAAACCCUACAGCACAGCAGUUUCCACAGAUUAUCAAAAAACUUAAUCAUUUUAAAAGUUUGUGUUCUGAGUUCAGGCUUGAAUUUCAACAAACUUUAGCAAAGAAACUCCCAUCAAUCCGAGGAGGAGGAGAAGAAGAGUCUGAGCUUGCAAAUGUCUUGAAGGAGAUUCAAUCCUCACCUUUCAACAGCAAAAACCUCAAGGACUGGAUUGACUGCAAAGAGAGAGAAAUACAUACCCUGAAAUCCUACACCAGGAUGAUGAAGAACACCAAAAUCAUCCCAUCUCAAACUAUCCUUAAUGAAGAAGUUCUCAAUGCAGAGCAUGCUGUGUGUUUUGUCUUCAGCUCACUGGAAAGAGAUGAACCGUUCCUCUCUGCUUUGCUGAACUACCUCAAAAGCAAAACCAACUCGGAUGAUUCACACAGUUAUGAUAUCGAGAAGGAACAAUGGUAUCUCUCAAACAACUUGGCAGAUGAAAUGAGAACAAAAGUAAAACUCUUCAAAGACUUCGCAGAGGCCAACACUGAGACCAAGAGCUCAGCAUUCCUGGCAGUAGGUCUAACAGAUGAGAAACAUGAAGGUUCAACCAUCUACCUUUAUAAAGACGGAUUCCUCAUCAGUGAAAACUUUGAGCCUCCUUCUAAGCCUGAAACUGUGACAGCUGCUGACAUAAACCACAGCAGUGUGACUCUGAAGGUUUCUCCUCCCAGCUUUGGAGCAGAGAGCGUCACAUCCUACUCUGUUGAGUUCUGUGUCCGUGGACAAGAUGAAUGGAAACAACAGACUGAACCAAAAUCUUCAGAAAUCACAGUGACCCAACUGCAGCCAAACACAGAGUACAUGUUCAGAUGCAGAGCAGUGACCUCAGCAGGUGUUGGACCGGCCAAUGUCAUCAAUGAUCCCAUUAAAACUUUACCCUGCAGCCCUCCUGGAGAACCGCAAGGUGAACCAAACUCUUCUGAGAUAUCAGUGAGUUGGGAGAAACCUGCAGAGCUCGGACCAGAUGUUCACAUCCUGAGCUACAUUGUGGAAUAUUCAAAGGUAGAAGAUGAUCACACAAGGUCAAAAGGUGAAACGGCCAUCAUUUCAGGACUUCAGUCAGAAACACAAUAUGCAUUCAGGAUCACAUGUGACUGUGGUGGGGCUGGUAGGAGCAAGGAAAGCAAGAUUGUUCAAAUUUGUACAACAAAGCGAGAAUUUGCACGACUUGCUGAAUAUCUAAAAAACAUUAGCAAGAAAACAAACUCAAGCUUCCAAUCAGUCUAUGAACUCCCACUGAGAAAGGAUGAUCUGGACAUCGAUGGCUGCCGAAGGUACAUACUUGGUAAGGAAAGUCUAAGACCCAACCGUACCAUCAUGCUCCUUGGAGCAACCGGAUCAGGAAAGUCCACUCUCAUCAAUGGAAUGAUCAACUUUAUUGUUGGUGUUGAGUGGAAUGACAACUUCAGAUUUAAACUGAUCAACGAGGAUUCAUCAAGAUCCCAAGCUCAAAGUCAGACUUCAGAAGUCACUGUGUAUCAAAUCAACCACCAGGAUGGGUUUAAAAUCCCGUACUCUCUGACUGUUAUUGAUACUCCAGGCUUUGGAGACACCAGGGGAAUAAAACGAGACCAGGAGAUCACAGAGCAAAUUCGAAGGAUUUUUACCUCUGCUGAUGGCGUCACAGAGAUUGAUGCCAUAUGCUUUGUUACUCAGGCUUCUCUGGCACGCUUAACAGCAACACAGAAAUAUGUGUUUGACUCAGUUCUCUCCAUCUUUGGCAAAGAUGUAGCAGAGAAUAUUACCAUGCUGGUCACUUUUGCAGAUGGCAAGCAGCCACCAGUUCUUGAAGCAAUAAAUGUCUCUGGGGUACCAUGUCCCAAAAAUGACUUAGGAUUUCCAGUUCAUUUCAAGUUCAACAACUCUGCACUGUUUGCACAUAAUAAAUGCCAAGAAAACAGCACCUCACCUCAUGAUGAGAAUUCUGAUGAAGAGGAGGAGAGUUUUGACAAAAUGUUUUGGAAGAUGGGGAUCAAAAGCAUGGAGAAGUUCUUCACUUCUUUGGGGAAAAUGACAUCUAAAAGCCUGCUCUUGACCAAGGAAGUUUUAAAAGAGCGAAAGCAACUUGAGACAGCCAUUGAAGGUUUGCAACCACAAGUCAAAGCUGGAUUAGCCAAACUUGAAGAAAUUAAGACAACCAAGGAAAAGAUAAAGGAGCAUGAAGCCAUCAUAAGUUCAAAUGAAAACUUUGAGAUUGAAGUGGACGUCAUUAAGCCAAUCCAAAAAGUGAUCACAGAGAAGGGAGAGUACAUUACCAACUGUACAAAGUGUUCAACAACAUGUCACUACCCAUGUAUGAUAGCAAAAGACAACGAGAAGCAUGGCUGUUCAGCAAUGGAUAACAGUGGAAAGUGCACUGUAUGUCCUGGAAAAUGUAUUUGGAAUGUGCAUUUCAAUCAAAAAUACAGGUGGGAGUACAUCCAAGUAAAGGAGAAGACAACAGUCCAAGAACUGAAAAGCAAGUACGAAAAUGCUGCAAAGCAAAAGCUGACUACUGAGCAACUGAUUGAGAGGCAAGAGGAAGAGAUCGCUCACCUGCAAGAAAUAAUGCUUUCUCUCAUGGAUCAGUCAGCCAACUCUAUCACUCGUCUUCAAGAGAUUGCCCUCAGGCCAAACCCUCUGACUGCUCCAGAUUUCAUCGAUAUGAUGAUUGAAGGAGAGAAAGCAGAGGCCAAACAUGGUUACAAGGCCCGAAUCAAGUCUUUGGAAGAAAUGAAGGAAAAAGCCCUACUCGUGUCUAAAAUGUCACCACGGAACGUUUCUGUUGACAGACAAAAGACGAAGGAAAACAAAGGCUUAAUGAAGAGAUUUUUAAAUUUCUUUGGAUUUCCAUAA